Colletotrichum fioriniae is the source of this 1836-nucleotide messenger RNA. NCBI's taxonomy places the organism in Eukaryota, Fungi, Ascomycota, Sordariomycetes, Glomerellales, Glomerellaceae. The record is from RefSeq and is a predicted model, not a curated record.
AUGGACGAAUAUCACAUCAAACAUACGCCCUGGUACCAGUCCGCCGUCGAGGCCUUCAGCGCCAAAGCAGCCAAGAAAGACUUGGCCGGUGCACAGGAUCCGAACACUACCUCCAACCCGGACAUGAUUGUGGCAGCUCGACUUCGGCCGAUUUUGGAGGAUGAAGUGGCCGCAGGUCUCAUUCGUGGCGUUUUCCCCAGACCCAGCGGUAAUGGCGCCGUAGAUAUCCACCAGAUCCGAAAGCAUGUCAAGCCCCUGGGACCUCCCACACUUAAUCUCGACAAAGCCUAUGGUCCAGAUGAUACAUCUGAGCAGAUUUACCGAGAUCUGGUUGAGCCCUUGGUCCCUUGGGCAUGGAGUGGUGGCGUUAGUACCGUCUUCGCCUAUGGCCAGACUGGGUCUGGCAAAACCUUCACAGUCAGCGAGAUUGAGAAGCUGGUCGCAAGGUCGCUCAUGGGCGGAGGUAUGGAGGGAAAGCGGAAGGUGUAUGCAUGUAUCAUUGAGCUGGCCGGCAACUCUUCUUUCGACCUCCUGAACUCUCGAAAGCCAAUUUCUGUCUUGGAGGAUUCUUUCGGUGUCACACAGCUUGCAGGCGCCCUGGAACACGAAAUCACCGAAGCAGCUACCCUCCUCGAGCUCAUAGAAAAGGCAGCAACCUUCCGCCGUACAGCAUCGACGUUCAAGAAUGACGCAUCAUCUCGCUCCCACGCCAUCUGUCGCAUUCGUAUUGAAAGUCCCAUACCAACAGCCGAAGACGGACUCCUCUACCUCAUCGACCUGGCAGGCUCGGAAGCUGCCCGGGACAUUGCCAACCACACACCCGACCGCAUGAAAGAGGCCCGGGAGAUCAACACCAGCCUUUCCGUACUGAAAGAUUGUAUCAGGGGCAGGGCGACCGUCGAUGUGGCUUCUCUAACGGGCAAGACCAAGAGCCCGACGUAUAUUCCAUUCCGGCAGAGUUCCCUCACCAAAAUUCUAAAGCACGUUUUCGAUCCGGCAGGAAGACGUACCUGCAAGACUGUCGUGCUUGCCUGUGUCAAUCCCAGUCUUCCAGAUGCUGGUGCCGGCAAGAAUACGCUGAAAUAUGCCGAGAUGUUGCGGGUGUUGCUGCCCAAAGCCAAGGCUCAGUCUUAUGACCCCGAGACGCCUGCAACUUGGGAUAAUGAACGGUUACAGACCUGGAUCAACACCAGCUCUGGAAGCCCUGCCAUUUCCGGCGAACUCGUCGCGCCCACCGAGACCGGUUCGCUGCUGCUCCGCCUUCCCACACCCGAAUUUCUCACCCGCUGCUUGAAGACCCCAGGAGUCGAUGAAGACCAAGCUCGCGCCUUUCACGCCAAAUUCUGGCGUUUGCAUAUUGAUUCGCAAAAGUCUAGCGGGAAGAAGUCAGAAGUCAAGAGCGAGGCAGAGCCUGCUGAGGGAAAGGGCGACAAGACAGCCAUGAACCAGGAGAUGCUGUCGUCCAGCGUGGACCCGGACCCAAAGGCAGUCGACGUCUCUUUCAAAGAGCGCAUACGACCUGGAAUGGUUGUGCGCUGGAAUCCGCCUUCGAAUUUUCCCAUGGGCCUUCCCGGGCUCAACAUGGCUGUUAUUCUAUGUCCCCAGUUGGCUGUAGGACCGAAUGUAAGGGAUCUCACUGGUGACUUGGUCAGCCGAUCAGGGUUUACUUCGACGAGGGGGACCAAAUUUCUCUGCGCAAUGGUCCUCCCAGGCUUCAUGGCCGACUCAUAUGAGUUGAGCAUGUGGCGUCAGGUAGUGGUCGAUGUAGAUCAGAUGGAAGCGGAGGUGCUUCUCGAGUAUGAUUCAGGAACUAGAUACUAUCAUAUUACCUUGUAA